Messenger RNA from Colossoma macropomum (tambaqui), 3074 nucleotides. RefSeq names its product zinc finger protein 276 (gene znf276). Gene Ontology annotation, molecular function: zinc ion binding; transcription coregulator activity. Lineage: Eukaryota; Metazoa; Chordata; Actinopteri; Characiformes; Serrasalmidae. Gene Ontology annotation, cellular component: nucleus. Gene Ontology annotation, biological process: regulation of transcription by RNA polymerase II. The record is from RefSeq and is a predicted model, not a curated record. Bases 794 to 2731 code for a protein of 645 amino acids. The transcript has 9 exons.
UUAAGGUGGGACGGAAAAUUCCAGUCAGAAUCUGGCGAACUGGAAAGUUCAGCCUCGUAAAGCGGAAAACUGGAAUGAGAAGCGAGUUUAAGCCUCGGUUUGAUCAUUUUUAGCCGGUUUUUGAGGUCAGUGAGUGUCUGAUUACGAGCUUAAAUGCAGGAUGAAGAUUAGACUGGUGCUAAUUUUAGUCUCGGCUAAACUCAGUGAAACCGUUAACGUUAGUUUUUGGAAAAUGUGUGUAGUCACGCUUAAAACUGGACGGUCAGAAGUAUUGAAUGGUUUUUCUUCGUGAUACAGACAAUCCAGACGUAGCUGACGCCUAACCUCACAAUCCAGAUGUAGUGGAUGACUGUUUAACGUAUUUGAUGUGUAAUCCAGGUGUGCUUAAUGAUGCCUAAUUUGUUUUUUUGUUGUUGUUUUUUUAUAUAAUCCAGAUGUGUUUAAUUAAGCCUAAUUGGGUUUUUGGGAAGCCGAAUGCGAUUCUCAGGCAGACGUUAGUGUAUUUCCAGCUGUGCUGAAGCUCCUUCAGGGGUGGCAGAGCUGAUCAGGUUUAGGUGAAGAUCUAGAAACUGUGAGAGGUUAAUGGCCGUGUGUGCGGUGCGGAUUCUCGUGGUCCUGGUUUUGCGGUGAGCCGUGGUGCCGUAGAGCUGUUUUUAUAGUGAAGUAUGUAAAUAAAGACUCAACAAUGCGUAUUUAGUGUAAACUGUGUUCAUGUUUGGUUCAUCAGUGUUUGUUUGUGUUUAUUUCUCUGCAGUUCUGUUUUCCUCGUGAAGCCGCGGAUCCUGCGCAGGUCAUGCAGCGCGGUCAGGGUCAGGGGCAGGCCGUCCGGCGGCGCCGAGCGGAGCACUCGGACACGCUCAAGCCGCCGAAACCCAAACAGGUACGCUCAGCCUCAGGUGAGCACAGGCCGGCCGGGCCGGUGAAAACGGUCAAAGCGGACAAAGGGGCCACCGGGCAGUGCCGCCUGUGCCACGGUCACUUCUCCACCCGCAGGCUGCGGCGCGUCUUCGGGAAGCCCCCGGACUCGGAGCAGUUCUGCCGAGACUUCCAGCGUCUCCUGGGCGUCCCGCUGCUCCGCGACCCGUCAUUGUCCCAGUUCAUCUGUAGGACCUGCUACGCCCAGUUCUAUAAGUGCCUCGCCGUCCUGACCAACUUCAGAGCGCGAGUGAACCUCAUGCCCAACUCCACCAUCACAGACAGCAGACCCACAAAAUGGCCUUCAUCAAAAGAAGACAAGAACCGAGCACGUGUUCAGAUCCAGGGUAGGAUUCCCUCACCUGUCCAGUCUGAGGACAGUGACCUGUCAGACAGUCUCUCCAGCGAUGAGGACGACGAUGACGACGACGAUGAUGACGACGAUGAUGAGGACAAGAGGAAGAGCAGCUCGUCUGACGACAGCUCUGACCCUUACGCAGAGAAUCGGGUGAGCUCCUCUAAGAAGAUCAGUAAAGAAACUGUAAAGAAACCAGUGAAGCUGAAGAUCCUGCAGCCCAAAGAGAGAAAGAAGCCUGGACCCAAACCCGGCUGGAAGAAGAAGGCAGGACUAGAGGGCGAGGCGGUCGUCUAUACCUGCCACCACCAGGGCUGCAGCGCUGUGUACAAGACACGGGACGGCCUGAAGAAACACAUACGGGAGCAUCAUGAGGAUGUCCGAGAGCGGCCGUGUCCUCAUCCGGGCUGCAACAAGGUCUUCAUGAUCGACCGUUACCUGCAGAGACACAUGAAACUCAUCCACACAGAGGUGAGGAACUAUGUGUGUGAGCAGUGCGGACAGACGUUUAAGCAGAGGAAGCACCUUCAGGUCCAUCAGAUGAGGCACUCCGGAGCCAAACCUCUGCAGUGUGAGGUGUGCGGGUUCCAGUGCCGUCAGCGCGCCUCCCUGAAGUACCACAUGGUUAAGCACCAGGGGGAGGAGGACCUGGAGUUCGCGUGCGCUCUGUGCAGGAAGCGCUUCGAGAAGGCGCACAACCUGAACGUCCACAUGAGCAUGGUCCACCCGCUGCUGCAGGGGGGCGGGAUCAUGCUGCCCGACGACCCUGAACACCCGAUCCAUCCCGACCCCGCCGACCUUGACGUGAAGGAGGGUGGGAUCGCGCUGCCAGCUGACCCCGCUGACCUUGCCGCAGAGGGGGGUGAAGUCACGCUGCCCUCUGGCCCCAACAACCACGACCCUGGUGCAGAAAGGGGCGGAGUCACACUGCCCUCUGACUCUGACAACCACGACCCCGGUGAGGUCGCUGCAGAGGGGGGUGAAGUCACGCUACCGUCUGACCCCGACAACCACGACCAUGGCGACGUCUCCACGGAAGGGGGCGAAGUAACGCUGCCGUCUGACCCCGACAACCAUGACCCCGGCGAUGUCACUGUGGAAGAAGGUGAAGUCACGCUGCCCUCUGACCCUGACUCUGGUGACCUCGCUGCUGAAGGGGGCGAAGUAACGCUGCCUUCUGACCCCGACACCCACGACCCUGGUGACGUUGCUGUGGAAGCAGGUGAAGUCACGCUGCCCUCUGACCCUGACUCUGGUGACCUCGCUACAGAAGGGGGCGAAGUCACGCUGCCCUCUGACCCCGACCCCGACCCCAGCACACAGGAGGAUGAGAUCGCGAGGCCCUCGGACCCCGACAGCCACGACCCCGGCGAACUCGCGGCGCAGACGAACACCGAGGGGGCCGAGAUGAACUGCGAGCUGCCAGCCAUCCAUAGUGACCUCAUACAGCCGGCGCUGUAAAGCACUGCGGCCCGAAAUGAGCAGGACGGACUCUUUAAAGGAAGAUUCACCUUUUUAUUACAUUUAAUACUUUUUUCAAGUUCUGAGAGUCACAUUCAGAGUUCAGAGGCGUUUCUUCAACAACGUUCCUGUUUCGUGAUGCAGAUGUUGAAACGCAGAUGUUUCCCGGACUCAGACUCGUUCCUGCAGACAGAAGAACAGAAACAGUGAACUUUCACCAGAACUUUUUUUUUUAACCCUUAGAAGUGAAAAGUUAUUACAUUUAUUUUGCUAUACUGUUCAUUCACGUCUGCAUGGACGCGGCCAGGCCGACCUUUUUCUGUUUGAUGUUAAAAAGUGAAAA